This is a messenger RNA of Biomphalaria glabrata, 1210 nucleotides long. RefSeq names its product collagen alpha-5(VI) chain-like. Bases 158 to 1156 code for a protein of 332 amino acids. Lineage: Eukaryota; Metazoa; Mollusca; Gastropoda; Planorbidae. The record is from RefSeq and is a predicted model, not a curated record. The transcript has 12 exons.
AAAAAAAGGGGGGGGGGUGGAUUCCGAUAUUUUAGUUUGCCCACCAUUAUUUACUCUCCAAUCAUGGUUGAUCGUUGGCAAUUGAGAGGUUUUGUUUUCAAUUUUAUGGUUAGACUAAUAGAAAUAGCUAGACAAUUAGCUCUCUUGAACGCCAACAAUGAGGGUCUCCAACACUGUACUGCUGUGUUUCCUGGCCACUCCUUACCUGACGUUCCUAUGUAACGGUCUUCAAUACACAGAAUACGUCGAGGUAGAGUACAAUGAAAAUGGCGAAGGUGUCGCUUAUCCAGAAAAAGAAGAAGGUAUCUCGUAUCCAGAGUAUCCAACGUACCCCGAGUAUCCAGAUUACCAAGAGUACCCAGACUAUCCAGAAGAAACUACUAGACGACCAUGUGCCUCAUCAACAGCGAAACCUACAACAACUAAACCAGCACCAACAACAACUAAACCAGCACCAACAACAACUACAGCAGCACCAACAACAACUACAGCAGCACCAACAACGACCAAAACGACGCCUAAACCUACUACUACAAAUCCACCUGCCCCGACAACAACAACUGUGAAGCCUUGUGAAAAAACGGCGAAAUCCGAUAUAAUGGAAGUACUGGACGCCUCCAGCAGUAUUGGAGAAACGAACUGGGGUCAUCAGACGAAAUUCGCUGCAGAUAUUACACAGGCCUUCAAAAUCGGACCAAACGACAUUCAAUUCGGAUGUUUGAUCUUCAACAAUGAAACCACAAAGAUAUUUGAUUUGAAAACAUUCAGUGACAAGACAUCUCUUUAUAAUAAAAUCAGAAGCAUUGCUUAUCCCACCAACCAGGGCACAUUUACGUACAGGGCGCUCAGGAAGAUCAGGGAAGAAGGAUUGUUUUCUCCAUUUUAUGGCGGCAGACCGGGAGCCAGCAAGAUCGUAAUUGUCAUGACAGAUGGGCAGUCUAGUGACAAGGCAAAAACAAUCAGUGAAGCAGAACUUCUGAAGAAGUCCGGGGUCACUAUCAUAGCCGUUGGUAUUGGGAGCGAGGUGGACACUACAGAGCUGAAGGCAAUUGCCACUGACCCUAACAAGGUGUUCUCCGCUGAAAACUUUACCCUGUUGGAUGUCAUAAAGAAAGAACUGGUCAAUUUUACCUGCGAACAAACUGGCAGGAGUUAGCAAUGUGUACAGACUGAAGAAUAUUUUGAAGAUUAAAAUAUGUUACAAACACUA